This is a messenger RNA of Oppia nitens, 1892 nucleotides long. RefSeq lists its product as uncharacterized. Gene Ontology annotation, molecular function: RNA binding. NCBI's taxonomy places the organism in Eukaryota, Metazoa, Arthropoda, Arachnida, Sarcoptiformes, Oppiidae. Gene Ontology annotation, biological process: mRNA splicing, via spliceosome. The record is from RefSeq and is a predicted model, not a curated record. Gene Ontology annotation, cellular component: nuclear speck. The transcript has 2 exons. The coding region runs from base 7 to 1740 and encodes 577 amino acids.
AAAAUUAUGAAAAGUAGUGCUAAUAAUCCCAAUACUAUCGGUGAUUACAGUGGUUACCACCAAAACGGCUAUACGUACCCGAAAACUGGUUAUCGGACGGACACCACCACCACUACCGCCGCCGCCGCUGCCAACGAAUUUCCCGACCAAUUAGUGGUCAGCUAUCGAUGGACGCGGACAUUGAUUGUCGGCAAUUUGCCCGAAUCGGUCAACCCGUUGGACAUACAGCCUGUGUUUGAAUUGUUUGGUCCGCUUAGCCAACCGGUUAGCGUACACUUGCAGCCGACGACACCGACAGCCGAUCUACCGAUGGUCUACGCUCUGGUCAAAUACCAGCAUCUGGAGGACGCCUAUCGGGCGAAACGUGAACUAUCGCCACCACCGCCGACGACGCCGAUUGGGAGGACAGCGGCGGCCACCGCAACGGCUAUUGGCCGCCACAACAACAACAAUCGAUGCCGUAUAGAGUUUGGCCAAACAAAGCCAACCGCCCGACUGUACGUAUGGGGUGUUGGCGGUUGCGGCGGCAGCGGUAAUAGUCGCCAAUUGGUUGGCCAAUUGUACGCCGAUUUGUCCCGAUUCGGUCCAAUCGAGAAAAUCUAUUAUCACGAUCGGUGCGACUAUUUAUACGUCCAGUUUGAUUGUAAACGAUCGGCUCUCGAGGCCAGCAAUGGCCUACACGGCUAUCGAUUUACUGGCGACGACUAUACAGGCGGUCGUCAAUUGUUUUGCGAUUAUGCCGACGACGACGACGACGGCAGCGGUGGCGGCAAUGACUCGGCCAUCAAAUUCAAGUUACCGGCCACUCCUCCGGCUUCUCAAUCAUCGCUAGCACCGCAGCUUUUUGUGGACAAUUUUGCGGCCUUCAAACCCACAGCCAUACUGGACAAUGACAACUACCGAUUGCCGUCGUCGUCAUCGGUUGUCGUCAACAACGGCAAUGUAUACGUAAAGCCGUCGCCGCUGCUGACGAUGAAGGAUAUGGAUCACCGACGGGCCGUACGUUUCGAUGACUUUCCGCCGGCGUCGAUGUUAUCACAACUGCCAGCAGCGAUGCCUACCGGUGAUAGUUCGGUCAGAUCGUCGUCAUCGUCAACGGCGGCCAACAACAAGACUACCACCACUACUACUACCCGAAUGACUACCAGAUCGUCGACUACCGGUUCCUCCACCCGAAAUCGCUUGGACUACAAUCAAAUGCUUGGCCUAUUGGACGCUCCCCGAGUCCUACUGACUAGACUACCGCCGUUAUCAUCAUCGAUGGCGGCGCCGCCGCCGCCGCCGCAACCGUCAGCAAUGGGACCGCCGCCGACACCGCAGCCGCCACCACAACGAUCGCAUUCACGAUCACAUCAACCACCGCCACCGCCACCACCUCCUACUCCUAGUACACCAUCAAAACAACAGCAACAUAUGAGACAACUGUUGGCACAACAAUCCGAGGACAGUAUACAGGAAUUAGAUAGUCCGCUGUCGCCGACCUAUAAUAAUGAUGAGGACGGGGACGGGGAGGAGGAGGACGGGGAGCUAUCCUAUUAUGGCAGCGAUGAUGAUGACGAUGACAAUGAGGAAGAUAGUGAUGACGAUAACGACGACGAUGAUGAUGAUGACGGUGUUGUCAAUGAUGUCCAAUACAGUGAUAUCGAUGAUGAAGACAAUGAGGAGGAGGAGGAACGGGAUGUCCGGGAGGACGGGGAUCAGUCGCGGCAUAAAUCUAUCGGAGCCGCCGAUAAUCAAUGAGUGGGAGAGAGAGAGAGAGAGAGAGAGAGAGAGAGAGAGAGAGAGAGAGAGAGAAAGAGAGAGAGAGAGAGAGAGAAAAUGAUUUUUUAAUUACCGGUAAUUCAAAAAAAUAACCCGAAAAUUAUCAAAAAGUUUUAAAUACCGGUAUAUUA